AUGAGUGUAAGUGCAUCAUCGACAACCAAUGUCGCUUGUGUAUGGGGCGCCAACGGGAUAUCUGGUAUAGGAAUGAUCGAUACGCUUAUCGAACAAUCCUAUAGUGAAUUCAGUAAAAUUAUAUGCAUAUCUCGACGACCAAUGCAAAUCAAUCUUACAGAUGAUCGUAUUCAUUUCAUUUCAAUUGAUGUUAUGGAAGCUAGUGUUGACGAUAUUGUCGAUGAGUUGAUUAAAGCCGACGGACGUACAAUUACGCAUAUGUUUCAUUAUGCAUAUAUUUCGAAAAUGGAUGAAACCGAACAGGAUCGUGUUAAUAAGGCACUCUUACAGAAAGCACUUGAUGCAACCGCAAAAAUAGCUGGUGAAAAUGUGAAAUGUGUGUCAUUACAAACGGGAUAUAAAUACUAUGGCGUACAUAAAGGACCACAACAUAUGGCUGCACAGCCGUUUGUUGAGGACGCACCUCGUCAUGAAGGGGUGAAUUUUUACUAUACUCAAGAAGAUCUUAUUAAAGAGUAUGCACAGAAAAACAAAUGGAAUUAUACUAUUACACGUCCGAAUUUAAUUAUUGGAGUGUCGAAAGGAAAUUUUAUGAAUUUUGCUGUGAGUUUGGCAAUCUAUGCAAGUGUGCAAAAAGAAAAAGGUGAACCAUUGAUUUUUCCCGGACAUGAACUUGCUUGGAAUAUUGUUCUCGAUCAUUCGAGUUCAUUGAAUAAUGCACGAUUUCAAUUAUGGGCAGCAACUAAUGAUCAUACGGCAAAUGAAAUAUUCAAUAUACACGAUGGUGAUAAGGUUCAAUUUCGAAUACUGUGGCCAAAAUUCGAAAAAUAUUUUGGCUUUGCGCAUCACGAACAAAAGUUUUCCGAGAAUAAGAUGGCGCCGCAACUGGUUUUGUUUGAAUACAUGAAACAAAAUAGAGCAAUCUGGGAUGGAGUUGUUCAACGCCAUAAUCUUGAUCAAGGAUCGUUUGAUUAUGCGACAUGGAUGUUCUCUAAUUUUCUUCUUAAUGUUCCAUACAAUACUGAAGGCGAUUUGAGCAAAGCGAGAAAGUAUGGAUGGACGACGACAGUUGACACUGCCGAUGCUUAUAUUCAAUGUUUCGAUCGAUUAAAACAAAUGAAAGUUAUUCCAUAA
Molecule: messenger RNA, 1134 nt
Organism: Adineta ricciae
Lineage: Eukaryota; Metazoa; Rotifera; Eurotatoria; Adinetida; Adinetidae
Source: the annotation of a GenBank genome assembly